AUGGCAGGAUGUAGGCUCUCUCUUGUACUUUGGCCUUUUGUUGAGAUGCUCUGUGGGAUACUGAUACUUGCAGCCUUGGCUGUAGCAAAGCCAACGAAACACAACCCGCAGCCGUAUCAUAGCUCUUUGCAAGUGCGACACAGCUAUGGUGCUGUGAAUGGCGAGACGGCUUCGCCAGAAGUCGACCUUGGAUACAGCAUCUAUCAGGGCUACCACAAUGCCAGCACAGGCCAAGAUGUAUACAAAGGCAUUCGCUUCGCACAGCCGCCAACAGGAUCUUUACGAUGGCAAGCACCUCGACCACCCGCCGUGAACCGUACCGAGACCUUCGACGCAACGACUUUUCCAGCAGAAUGUCCGCAAAACCCCAAUUCCUCGGGCCGUAUACAAGCCGUGAAUCAGACUGGCACGUCGGAAGAUUGCCUUUUCCUGAACGUGUAUACACCCAGUAAUGCUACUGAGCCCUUACCUGUCCACUUCUGGAUUCACGGUGGCGGCUACGGGACUGGUAACGGCCAGCAGGACUUGCAGACAUUCAUCAACACGAAUGGAAACCGAUUUGUGGGCGUCAUCAUACAAUAUAGACUGGGUGCAUUUGGCUUUCUAUCCUCCGACGAAGUCUACCGGAAGGGCGUAGUGAACGCUGGAAUUCUGGACCAGGUUCUGGCACUGCAAUGGGUACAGUCGCAUAUCCACCUGUUCAAUGGCGAUUUUACGAGAGUCACAAUAGCAGGCGAAAGCGCGGGCGCUGGAUCAGUCAUGUUGUUGGACAUAGCAUAUGGCGGGACACUGGGCACGUCACUGUUCCAGAACAGCAUCGCGGCAAGCCCGUUCUUGCCAAUGCAAUAUGGGUACAAAGACUGGGUACCAACACAAUCAUACUACUCAUUUGCUGCCCAGGCUGGAUGCAACAGUAUGCUACCAUAUGGCGCGAAUGGCUCUCGACCAAUCUUCGAGUGCUUACAAGAAGUCAGCUCCGAGGCGCUCAUCAAUGCUAGUGCUACGAUUGCUCAGUCUGGCAACUUUGGCACCUGGGCCUUCCUUCCUGUCACGGACGGAACUUUGAUACAGGAUCUUCCAAGUCGCCAGCUCGGUCGUCGCGAGGUCAAUGGAGAGAACAUGUUUUCAGGCAACAACGCCAACGAGGGCGCCUACUUCGUACCACAGCAUAUCGACACAGAGGAAGAUCUCCUAGCUUGGCUCCGCUUGACAUUCCCUUUGUUCAGCACCAACGACAUCGCCAAGAUUCUAUACUAUUAUCCUAGCAGUAACGCUUCAGUUGACAGCACCGCGCCGCUAUUCGCAACCACCGGCGAAAGCAAUCCUACUGCCGUCAAUCAGAGCGUCUUGGCCACCGGACAGCAGCAGCGCGCGAACAACAUCUAUGCCGAAACCACGUUCAUUUGCCCCAGCUACUGGCUCGCUGGGGCGUACUCCAGAAAUGGCGGCUCUGCAUACAAAUAUCAGUUCUCUGUGGUCCCAGGCUUGCACGGCGACGAGAUCAACGCAUGGGCCAAUGCUCCAGACAACGAGACGUUGACGCAACCGCACAGUCGUGAUCUGGCCACAGCCUUCUCCCAGAUGUAUGGCAACUUUGUCAUCCACUCGAACCCUUCAGUCUCGAACGCCGUUGCGAAUGGCUUGACCGAUCCUUUUGAUGCGGCAGCGAGCAAUGCUGCUGCCGCGUGGCCGCCAUACAGCAUCGAAGCGCCGUUCCAGAUCGAUGUCAAAACAACUUGCGGUGAGAAUAGGAUCUCGAUUGGGCAAGUCGGGUCUGCGGAUCGCUUUUACUGUGCUGGGGCCGGUACGUAUAAUGACUUUAGGAAGGUGAAUGCUUAUACGUGGGAGGGCGGCAGGGGUGUCAGGUGUGACUCCUGGAAGUCUGUGGGCGAGAUUGUGCCGGAAUAG
Molecule: messenger RNA, 1908 nt
Organism: Fulvia fulva
Lineage: Eukaryota; Fungi; Ascomycota; Dothideomycetes; Mycosphaerellales; Mycosphaerellaceae
Product: Carboxylesterase 1E
Exons: 3
Coding region: 1-1908 (635 amino acids)
Source: RefSeq, a predicted model, not a curated record